UUAAAAACAAUCCGUGCAACAGGCAAAUGUCUGAAUAAAUAAAUCUGAUUUGUCUUCAGAUAGACUAUCGUGUAGUAACUGAGAUGAUAAAUAUGAAAACUGGGAUUGUAUAAAAUAUGAUCUAAUGUUAAGUGAAAAAUCAGAAUUUAAGCUGUGUCUACAGGUGAUGACAAUGGGAUAAGAACGUAUAUUUGAGCAAAGGUUAAAAGGAAAUGUGCAAAGUAUUUGCUGCGUGGAGGCAGGGGGAUGCUGAAUUAGGUUGUUUUCUCCUUGAAUAUUGUUAUAUUAUUUUUACAAUGAAAAGAAAUGAGAGGGAUAGUCUAGGCUCCGCCCCCGAAUCAAUCUGUGAAUAAGCAUUUGUUGGGCACCAUUUCCACAGGUAAUUUGUGUUAAGGGCUGAAUUUAGAAGCGGCAGGGAGUAGGCUUGGGGGCAGGACUCGGUUUGGGGGCAGAGGUUGGUCCCUAAGAGUCUCACAGACUCUCAGAAUGUCAGAGCCACAAGGGACCAGUCUAACACCUUUGUUUUAUAAUCUCGGGCCCUGAGGCCCAGAGAAGCUGUGACUUGCCCAGAAUAACCCAGCAAACGCCUGGCUAUUCCGCAUAGGGUUAGGCAUUCUCGCAGAACCAACUGGCGGGCCUUCCCUCACUCCCCCUUCCUCAGGGCACCUCCACAUCCCUGAAUCGCUGCAGAUGGGUGCAGAGAAGGCAACCAGACAGAGGGCACUCUUCUAGUGCAGAGGUGGGGGCUGGGCAGCCCAAGCGGGGACAGAGGGCACAGCGAUGCUGCUCCUAGGCGGUAAACCCCCGUUCCACGAUCAUCUCCACAGGACCCUGAGUGGGCUCAGCCAGACCCAGCCCUCCCAACAGCACGCGGGGUUGUCCCGGACUGUCCGGCUUUACCCAACCGCCGCAGCCAGCGGUCAGCUCACCUCCAAUGCCCUGCCCGCAGGGCCAGGCCUUGAGCGGAGGGAUGGCGCCCAGCAGGCAGCGUAUCUGGACCGCCUGUCAUCCCCCUGGGGGCUGAACCUCACUGAGAAAAUCAAGAAGAUCAAGAUCGUCUUCACUCCCACCAUCUGCAAGCAGACUUGUGCGCAUGGACACUGUUCCAACAGCUGUGAGCGUGGCGACACCACCACCCUAUAUAGCCAGGGUGGUCAUGGGCACGACCCCAAGUCCGGCUUCCGAAUCUAUUUCUGCCAGAUCCCCUGCCUGAACGGGGGCCGCUGCAUCGGCCGGGAUGAGUGCUGGUGCCCUGCCAACUCCACCGGAAAGUUCUGCCACCUGCCCUCCCCGAAGCUGGACACGGGGCCUCCGGAGAGGGGCUCCCGCCACGGGGCCCUGCGGGAAGGCCCCUUGAGGCAGUCCACCUUCACCUUGCCUCUCUCCAACCAGCUGGCCUCCGUGAACCCCUCCUUGGUGAAGGUGCACAUCCACCACCCGCCGGAGGCCUCCGUGCAGGUCCAUCAGGUGGCUCGGGUGCGGGGCGAGGCCCCGGAGGAGAACAGCGUGGAGACCAGACCCUCGCCCUGGCUCCCCGCCAGCCCCCGCCAUAGCCACUGGGACAGCAACAGCAUCCCUGCACGGUCUGGAGAGGCCCUUCAGCCACCGCCCCCGGCAGCACCCAGGCCUCCAGGAGGGCUGGGCCGCUGUUACCUGAGCUCUGUGAAUGGGCAGUGUGCCAACCCCUUGCUGGAGCUGACUGCCCAAGAGGAUUGCUGUGGCAGUGUGGGAGCCUUCUGGGGGGUGACCUCAUGUGCCCCAUGCCCACCCAGACCAGGGAAGGGCUUUGUCAUCCCCAACAAGGUCAUCUAG
Messenger RNA from Leptonychotes weddellii (Weddell seal), 1812 nucleotides. NCBI's taxonomy places the organism in Eukaryota, Metazoa, Chordata, Mammalia, Carnivora, Phocidae. The record is from RefSeq and is a predicted model, not a curated record.